UGAUGUUUGGACCAUGUGGCAAGAUUUUAUCGUGCCCAAUGCCCACAUCCACAAGCUUAAAUUCCUCCGGAUUUUCAUAUAAGCAGCUUCUUUUACACUUCACAGACAGAUCAAAGCCAGAAGAAGAGAGUGGAGAGAAAGAUAUGGCAAGGAAGAGAGAAGGCUUCUGUAUUUUCAACCUCCAUGCUUCGACGUGCACUGUGGUGUUAGUGAUCAGUCUCCUCCUUCCAAGCUUGGUUGCUUCUCAGUGCAAGAGAAAACCCAUCGUCUUCAACUUCGGCGACUCGAACUCGGACACUGGCGGCUACUCGGUCGCACUCGGAGCUAACUUUGGGUUGCCCGACGGGCGCACUUUCUUUCACGAGGGGACAGGCCGGCUGAGUGACGGGCGGUUGAUCAUCGACUUCCUCUGUGAGGGCCUGAACACGAGCUACUUGAGCCCAUACUUGGAAUCGUUGGGCCCAAAUUUCAGCAACGGCGCCAACUUUGCCAUAGGGGGUUCGGCCACCCUCCCUCGUUCCAAGCCCUUCAGCUUGGACGUCCAAGUCCUCCAGUUCCUCCGUUUCAGAUCUCGCUCCCCUUUGCUCCUCUCCAGAGGUUAUACGAAUCUGGUCGGCGAGGACGGCUUCAAGGAUGCUCUCUACACCAUCGACAUCGGCCAGAACGACCUCGCGGGCGAGUUUGGUUACCUCCCGUACUCGCAGGUCGUUCAGAACAUCCCGUCCUUCAUAGAAGAGAUCCGACUCGCGAUCUGGGGUAUAUACAAAAGUGGAGGGAAGAAUUUCUGGGUGCACAACACUGGGCCACUGGGCUGUUUGCCUCAGAAAUUGGCUACGACCGCCCACGACGCAAGCGAUGCCGAUGAGCAUGGCUGCCUUCGAUUUCUCAACGAUGCUGCUCAAGUCUUCAAUCGACAAUUGCAAUCCCUUUGUGAAGAGCUGAGGUCUCAGAUGAAGGAUGCGAUCGUGUACGUCGACGUCUUCACGAUCAAAUACGACCUCAUCACCAAUCAUGCCGUAUAUGGUUUUGAGGAUCCAUUAAUGGUGUGUUGUGGUAAUGGUGGGCCACCAUACAACUACAAUGUGAACAUCACUUGCCUCAAGAGCGGCUACACCGUGUGCGACCAGGCAUCGCGGUUCGUGAGCUGGGAUGGCGUCCACUACACUGAGGCGGCCAAUUCGUUUGUGGUCUCUCGAAUACUCUCCACCAACUACUCCACCCCUCCCGUUAGUUUUAACUUCUUUUGUAACAUUUAAUUUCACUGGAAGAUUUUUAAAGUUUGUUCAUUUAGCCGAUAUUUGCUUAUUUUAAUUACUUAACAAAGAUCUCACUCUUCAGGGAA
Molecule: messenger RNA, 1342 nt
Organism: Eucalyptus grandis
Lineage: Eukaryota; Viridiplantae; Streptophyta; Magnoliopsida; Myrtales; Myrtaceae
Product: GDSL esterase/lipase At1g09390
Exons: 5
Coding region: 3-1256 (417 amino acids)
Molecular function (GO): hydrolase activity, acting on ester bonds
Source: RefSeq, a predicted model, not a curated record